UCACUCAUUUGCCGACUAAGGGUAAGAAUCUUUAACUUGUGGGUAGUAUUUCAAGAAGGUGCAUCUGUUGGUAUAAUGUGGCUGCUCUCUGACAUCACGUUCAUACAAAAUCAUUUUGUGAGAGCGCAUCUACAUUGUAUUCUGAUUUAUCUGUUGUUGAGACUCACCAAAUGCAAAAUUAAACAAUUAAAUUGUCAUUUCUCUUGUGAUUUUAAUUGUAGAAAUAUCAACUUCUUCAGAAAACUUUGCAUUAGAUCAAAACAGGCAUGUGAUCCUGUCCCGGUCGACAUAGAGAAAGGGGAAAAAGAGAGAAGGGCACCGUGUACACUCCUCUGUGCGAAGGCUACGCUGGCCAUACUUCUCCUGAUCAAAUUCGUCCAUUACGUGGACACAUAUCUAGCUGAAGGUGUUAUGCCGUUGAUUGAAGCAGAAUAUGAACUCUCCAUUGACAAAGUUGCGAGAGUAGAAACAGGUUUUGCUAUUGUUUUUGCCUUGGUCAAUCCAUUCUUUGGACAUCUAUCGGAUCAGAUCAGCCAGUGGACCCUCAUGUGUCUGGGAGUAUCGUAUUGGACUCUGUUUGUCGCGAGCUGUUCCGUAAUUCCCCAGGAGUGGGGUUGGACCAUCCCUUUUAUACGGUGUGCUGUGGCCGCAAUAGAAAGUUUUUUUGCAGGCAUUUCCCUGACCCUGAUUGAUGACCUGUUCCCACCUGAAAAGCGACGAGGGACUUUAUUCAAGUUUAACAAUUUCAGCUAUAUAAUGGGUGCCUUAGGGAUCGUUGUGGGAGCAAUUGUGCCAAGCUAUUUAGGCUCAAACUGGCGUUUUGCACUGCAGGUAAGGAAAAUUCAACCGGGUACCAUUAAUUAUAUUGGGGUGACGGGAAGAUACAAUUGAAUAUUGGCUAAACAUGAAGAGACAAAUAAAACAGUGGUUGUUGUGAGAUAUUAGCCUUUUAUUAUCAGUUUAGUUGAUUGGAUACUGUACAUGAAAAGAGAUACAUGGCUGGGUACUUAACUGCUGUUUUCUUUGGACACAGCUAGUUGCAGUCGC
Molecule: messenger RNA, 1047 nt
Organism: Xenopus laevis (African clawed frog)
Lineage: Eukaryota; Metazoa; Chordata; Amphibia; Anura; Pipidae
Product: protein spinster homolog 1-like
Exons: 5
Coding region: 76-891 (271 amino acids)
Source: RefSeq, a predicted model, not a curated record